GAGAGAGAGAGAGAGAGAGACCCGCGCCGCAUCUUGUGGAUUUCUUUGCGCACGAAGCCCGCUGUUGAUGGUUCUCCGCGCUCUCCCUCCUAUCGCACAUCAUCCAGACCAGGAGUUGAAAUUCACGUCCCGGAUAAAAAUGUGGCAUCGCACCCCUGCGACAGUCCUUGUGUUAUUGUAUCUUUGGGGGGACUCGCUGGCAGGCUUUCCUAACCAAAUCAACAUAGGCGGGCUGUUCAUGCGCUCCACGGUGCAGGAACACAGCGCCUUCAGGUUCGCUGUCCAGCUGUACAACACCAACCAGAAUGCGACGGAGAAACCCUUCAACCUCAACUACAAUGUGGACAACCUGGAGUCCUCCAACAGCUUCUCCGUCACACAUGCCUUCUGCUCCCAGUUCUCCCGAGGAGUCUACGCCAUCCUCGGCUUCUACGACAGGAAGUCCAUGAAUACGUUGACCUCCUUCUGCGGGGCGCUGCACACCUCCUUCAUUACUCCCAGCUUCCCCAUUGACGCUGAUGUGCAGUUUGUCAUCCAGAUGAGGCCCGGUUUGCGAGGAGCUGUUCUCAGUCUUCUGGACCAUUACAAGUGGGAGAAGUUUGUCUACCUUUACGACACUGACAGAGGUUUUGCAAUCCUGCAGGCCAUCAUGGAGUCGGCCGUGGCCAAUAACUGGCAGGUGACAGCUCGCUCGGUGGGAAACAUCGUGGACCCCAUGGAGUACCGACGCAUCAUUGAGGAGAUGGACCGCCGGCAAGAGAAACGUUUUCUCAUUGACUGUGAGGUGGGCCGGAUCAACUCCAUCCUGGAGCAGGUGGUGACGUCGGGAAAAAACGGCAGAGGAUACCAUUACAUCCUCGCCAACCUGGGUUUUUCCAACAUGAGCCUGGACAGGGUCAUUUCUGGUGGAGCCAACAUCACAGGCUUCCAAAUCAUCAACCCAGACAGCCCCAUCGUCCAGCAGUUCCUCCAGCGCUGGGAGCGCCUAGAUGAAAGAGAAUUUCCAGAAGCCAAAAACACUCCACUGAAGUACACGUCAGCUCUGACCCACGAUGCCAUCCUCGUGAUUGCGGAGGCCUUCCGGUACCUGCGGCGCCAGCGGGUCGACGUUUCUCGCAGGGGGAGUGCGGGAGACUGCCUCGCCAACCCCGCCGUGCCCUGGAGCCAAGGCAUCGACAUAGAGAGAGCCCUCAAAAUGGUCCAAGUACAAGGUAUGACAGGAAACAUCCAGUUCGACACAUUCGGUCGACGAUCUAAUUACACAAUUGAUGUGUACGAGAUGAAGACAGUAGGGGCGAGGAAGAUCGGCUACUGGAAUGAGUACGAAAAGUUUGUUUAUAUUAUGGAUCAGCAGGUCACCAACGAGUCCUCUUCUGUGGAAAACCGAACAAUUGUGGUCACUACUAUUAUGGAAGCUCCGUAUGUGAUGUACAAGAAAAACUAUAUGCAGAUGGACGGGAAUGACAGAUAUGAAGGCUACUGUGUCGAUUUAGCCUCUGAAAUUGCAAAACAUGUGGGGAUAAGAUAUAAACUGUCAGUAGUCCCGGAUGGGAAGUACGGAGCCAGAGAUCCGGAGACCAAGACGUGGAACGGGAUGGUGGGUGAACUGGUUUAUGGGAGAGCUGACAUAGCCGUGGCUCCUCUAACUAUAACCUUGGUACGGGAAGAAGUGAUAGACUUCUCUAAGCCCUUUAUGAGCUUGGGCAUCUCCAUUAUGAUAAAGAAGCCACAAAAGUCCAAACCUGGGGUGUUUUCCUUCCUGGACCCGCUGGCCUAUGAGAUUUGGAUGUGUAUAGUUUUUGCCUAUAUCGGCGUGAGUGUGGUGCUCUUCCUGGUGAGCCGUUUCAGCCCUUACGAGUGGCAUCUGGACGAAAGCGAUGAGGCCAAAGACCCUCAGAGCCCCCCAGACCCUCCAAACGACUUUGGGAUUUUUAAUAGCCUGUGGUUCUCCCUGGGUGCCUUCAUGCAGCAAGGAUGCGAUAUCUCACCAAGAUCUUUGUCCGGCCGCAUCGUCGGCGGAGUGUGGUGGUUCUUCACCCUCAUCAUCAUCUCCUCCUACACGGCCAACCUGGCUGCCUUCCUCACCGUGGAGAGGAUGGUCUCUCCCAUCGAGGGUGCCGAGGACCUGGCCAAGCAGACAGAGAUCGCCUAUGGGACGUUAGACUCAGGCUCCACUAAGGAGUUCUUUCGGCGCUCCAAAAUAGCAGUUUAUGAGAAAAUGUGGUCAUACAUGAAAUCAGCCGAACCCUCAGUAUUUGCCAAAACAACACCAGACGGGGUUGCCAGAGUACGAAAGUCGAAGGGCAAGUUCGCCUUUCUACUCGAAUCCACAAUGAACGAGUACAUAGAGCAGCGGAAACCAUGUGACACCAUGAAAGUGGGCGGCAACCUCGAUUCUAAGGGCUAUGGUGUGGCCACACCUAAAGGCUCUGCAUUAGGAACUCCUGUAAACCUUGCAGUAUUGAAACUCAGUGAACAAGGCAUCUUAGACAAGCUGAAAAACAAAUGGUGGUACGAUAAGGGUGAAUGUGGAACCAAGGACUCUGGAAGUAAGGACAAGACAAGUGCACUAAGCCUGAGCAACGUGGCAGGAGUCUUCUAUAUUCUGGUCGGAGGGCUCGGCCUGGCAAUGACUGUGGCUCUGAUAGAGUUCUGCUAUAAGUCACGGCAAGAAACCAAAAGACUGAAGCUGGCAAAGAAUGCCCAGGACUUUAAGCCAGCCCCUCCGGCAAACACCCAGAAUUUUGCCACGUACCGUGAAGGCUACAACGUGUACGGGACAGAGAGUGUCAAGAUCUAACGGAGGUGAAACAUUGUUGACUCCUACUGGUUUGAAAUAGCAACUGUGUGUGACCCUGACACCCCGAGGCCGGCAUCCUGGAGGCGACGGCCUCCUCUGUCAUCAGCUCGGACAAAAAAAAGCCUACAAGUGAACAAGUGCUCAUUCGGGUUGUUUGUGAGGCCCAUCAUCACACUAGCGGAGGGCAAUGUUGCAACGGGACUUUUGCUUCUGGAAACAUAAGAUUUGCCUCUUGUAGUGCCUUAUGGAGCAUUUCGGCGUCAUGGCAAUGCAAUCUAAAUUGAAUUCACUUGAAAAAAAAUGAUGUAAACAAAAGAUUCGUGGAACUAUAGGGCAAAACAGUGCUUCAAAUGAGAAUUAGAUGAGCUGCUGUAAUAUCAGUUGUUUUCUAUGUUGAUGAAGAAAAAAAAGCCAUGAUUUGCAAUCAAAACAUCCUGUAAUAGUUAUUAAGUCAUUUUAAUACUUUACAGGCAUAUUUCUGUGGUGGAAUAUUAAGUUAGAUAAAUGUUAUAUUUAGUGAAGUAAAGUCAUUUUUCUCGUUUUACUAUGACUAUUUUCAGUUUCAUAAUAUUUAGGACAAGCAUCAAUCACUUAGGUAAAGCAUCGAUGAAAGUGACAUUGUACCAGUUUUAAGUCAGAAAACAUCGCGAUUAUGAAUUGAGUUCUCUGCUUAGGUGGUGAUUUUUUUCUGAGCCUGUUGGACGAUAUAUUCAACAGACUGAAAUGCUUCUUUCAAAUCAACCCUGUGAGAAUACAUUUUUUUCAACUGCCACAAUUUGGAACCAAGUCGUUUUUUUCAUUGAAUUAAGGGUCUGCUUUUAAUCACUUAGUGCCAUAUUCUUGAAUCAAAAACAUUAUAAAUACCCCCUUUUUAUGUGAUAGAUUAUUGAAAUGGUUUAACUGAGCUUUACUCACUUAGAAGAAGUUCUCAUGUAAAUGCAGUAUCUGCAGCUGUGAAUCUCAAAUCAUUUUGGUAAACGAUAACGCACAUAGCUUCUUUGGUUGUAAUAAGCUUUCUGUGUCUAUGCAUUAGGCAGAACGUGAACUGUACAUCGGGGGAAGAGCUACAAAUGAAACGUUUGUCUGUUUGUACGAGUUCACUUUUUAUAAACGGAACGAAAAAAUCCUACAAAAGCUACAAACCCUGUACGCCUACGUUUGUUUAAUAAAUCAAGACUAGUACCACAUCCUUUUCUCCCCAGAUAAAGUGCAUGUGCAUUUGGUGAUUGUUUGACCAAACUGCAACUUGAAAUGGACCCCGGUUUAGUUAAAGGCCCCACAACGGCAUUUGAUCCAGUUUGUUUUAAUUCAUCCCUGUUCAUUUGUGACGGUACCUCAACCAUGAGAGUUGCAUGUGUGGACACAAUGAACCUCCACGGAGAGGUCAUGUACAAAGGAUUUUAUUACAUUUCCUUAAUAAAAGCAGGUUUAUAUUCA
Gasterosteus aculeatus aculeatus (three-spined stickleback) is the source of this 4237-nucleotide messenger RNA. Its product is annotated as glutamate receptor 3. Gene Ontology annotation, biological process: monoatomic ion transport. Gene Ontology annotation, molecular function: ligand-gated monoatomic ion channel activity; signaling receptor activity. The record is from RefSeq and is a predicted model, not a curated record. Lineage: Eukaryota; Metazoa; Chordata; Actinopteri; Perciformes; Gasterosteidae. Gene Ontology annotation, cellular component: membrane.